ACACGCAGCUAGCACGUUUUGUGCACGUUGGUACCUCCCUGAGCGACAGCUUCUCGCUGCUCUACCGACGUUUUGCAUAAGGCAGCUCCUCUAAUCGUCCAAAUAGUGCCAGACGCUACCUGAAGUCAUGGCUGACCAGGUGGCUGCCAUGUGUGAACAGCUUAUCAAGGCUGUAAAUGUCAUAAUGGAUGCAGAAACAAGCCAAAUGUAUCGACUGGAGGCCCUAAAGUUUUGUGAGGAGUUUAAAGACACAAACUCCUUGUGUGUCCCAUGUGGCGUCCAAUUAGCCGACAAAGCCCAGCCAGCUGUAGUAAGACACUUCGGUUUGCAAAUACUGGAGCAUGUCAUCAAGUUCCGAUGGAACAACAUGGAACAAGAAGAGAAAGUCCAAUUAAAAGAGUGUGCUAUGCAGCUCUUAUCAAAAGGUACUCAUUCUAUCCUGGAAGAGGAAAGCCACAUCAAAGAUGUGCUGUCACGAAUUGUAGUAGAAAUGAUCAAACGAGAGUGGCCUCAGCAUUGGCCACAUAUGCUGAAGGAGAUGGAGGCUCUCACUGUUGAAGGGGAAGCCCAGACAGAGCUAGUGAUGUUGAUCCUCUUGAGACUGGCAGAAGAUGUGAUCACAUUCCAGACUUUGCCCAGCCAGCGACGCAGAGACAUUCAACAGACACUAACUCAAAACAUGGAAAGCAUCUUCAGCUUUCUCAUGGCCAUUUUGCAUCUUAAUGUAGAAGAAUACCGUAAACUGAAAGGGUCACCUGAGCACGGACUGAAGGCUAGAGCUCAUUGUCGAGUUUCUGUGGCUACGCUGAACACACUUGCAGGUUAUAUUGACUGGGUGUCAUUGGUUUACAUCACCAAUCGGAACUGUCAGCUACUGGAGAUGUUGUGUCUCCUGCUGAGUGAACCAGAGCUGCAGCUUGAGGCAGCAGAGUGUCUGCUCAUCGCCAUUAGUCGCAAAGGUAAACUGGAGGAUAGGAAACCAUUUAUGCUGCUGUUUGAUGAUGUGGCUAUCGACUACAUCCUGUCUGCAGCUCAGUCAGCAGAUGAAUUGGCCAUAUGUAAGAAAUCCGCUGAAUCACCUUCAGUGGAAGUGGUGGAGCGACGUUAUAUUUUCCUGAAGAGACUGUGUCAGGUCCUUUGUGCUCUGGGGGGUCAGCUAUGUUCAUUAAUUGGUUCAGAUAUUGACAUUGAUGUGCAUGUACCUUCAAAUCUCAUCAAGUAUUUGGAAGCCCUGUUAGCUUUCACUAAACAUUCAAGUCAGUUUUUAAAGUCAUCCACCAUGGCUACUUGGGGAGCUUUGUUCAGAAAUGAAGUGCUGUCAAAGGAUGCAGUUGUUGUGGAGAUGGCCAUUAAAUACCUCAAAACGUCUAUGACCAACUUUGUCAAGACUGGAUUUCCAUCCAAAGAAGAUAAUCCAAGUUGUCAGUACUCUCGUGUGGACUUUGACAGUGAUGAGGACUUUAAUUCCUUCUUUAAUUGUUUCAGAGCGCAGCAGGGAGAGGUGUUGAGGUGUGUAUGUCGGAUAGUUCCUCUGGAGGCCUUUCAGAUAGCAGCAGAAUGGUUGCAUUAUCAGAUUGCCAGCCCUAUUGACAUCGGUGAUGCCACAUCUAAGAUGUCAGAGGGUCUAUGCUCCAUCCUGUCUCCAUCGGUAGUUCAGUGGGAUGCCAUGACUGUCUUCAUGGAGUGUGUGACAGCACAGAUCUUCAAAAGUCUUGAAGAAGAGAAGCUGCCCAUAGAUCAGAGCGUGGAGAUGUUACAGGCCGUUGUGAACUAUGAGACCAAAGACCCGCUCAUCCUGUCCUGCGUGCUCACCAACGUCUCUGCCCUUUUUCCUUUUGUCAUACAUAGACCACACUUCCUGUCACAGGUCCUCUACAAGCUGUUCAAUGCUAUUACAUUUGAAGUUGCUCAAGAAAAUAAGGCACCUUGGACGAGAGCUGUAAAGAACGUGAGAAGGCACGCCUGUUCCUCCAUCAUCAAAGUUUGCAGAGAUUACCCACAGUUCCUUUUGCCUUGUUUUGACAUGUUUUACAACCACGUGAAGAAGCUGUUCUCGAGCGACGCCAAGCUGACUCACAUGGAAAAAUGUUCACUGAUGGAAGCUCUGGUGCUCAUCAGUAACCAGUUCAAAGACUUUGCGAAACAGAAGGCUUUUAUAGAUGAACUGAUGGCCCCAGUAGCCGCAGAAUGGACCUCGGAUGAGAUGAGACGCAUUUUAUGGGACCCUGUCACGUUCCUAUCCUUUGUUGGAGCUGACCAGGUGGUCUCUGAGCAAAGUACAUACACAGAACCAGCAGGUCUAAAUAGGGGACGGGUGACUUUCUGUAUGUACGCCAUGUUGGGAGUAGUGAAGCGAGCACGUUGGCCUGCAGACCUAGAGGAAGCCAAGGCUGGUGGCUUCGUGGUGAGCUACACCCCUGCUGGAGCUGCAAUCUACAGAAACCCCUGCGCUGCACAGGUUCUGGUGAUGCUCCCCAACUUGCUGGCUCUAAUCAGGACUCACAACAGUCUGUUUCUGCCAGAAAACAUGGCUUGUCUGAGUGAGAGCUUCUCUAGGACCCACGAUGUAAUGGAUGUGGAGAAAAAGUUGAUUUUUGGUCUCCCUCAGCAGGUUUUGGAUACUCCUGUGUACAAAACUAACUUGGAGCGCAUGCAGGGAUUUUUCACCUUGUUAUAUGACAACUGUCUCCACAUCAUGGGGAAUGUGGGUAUGUCCCUGCAGCAGGAGUUCUACACUAUAGAUAGGCUGGCUGAGGAAAUAGCUGGCUCUGUUUUUCUCUCCCUCGACCACGUGCCUGACCACAGACUUCGCCCUAUAAUUCGGGUGUUUUUAAGGCAGUUGGUGUUGUCAUGUCCUCAGGAGUAUUAUGAAAGUCUACUCUGCCCUCUGCUGGGUCCUUUGUUUGCCUACAUGCUACAGAGGCUCAGCAUCAAAUGGCAGGUGAUCAACCAGAGAACCUCUAUCAAUGGUGAAGAUGAAGAAGAGGUGGUGUGUCACGAGAGCCAAGUAACGCAGGAGAUGCUAGAGGAGCAUAUGAUCCGAAUGCUCACAAGGGAGGUGCUGGAGUUUCUUGCUAUGAGCUGUAUCGAUAAAAAAACACACGAAACAGCAACAAAUAAAGAGGAAAUAGAUGAGGAAGACAUGAUAAUGGAUUCGGUGCAGACAACAUAUUCAGCACAGCCCGUAGCAGACCUGACUGAACUGGGAAAAUGCCUCAUGAAGCACGAAAACAUCUACAUGUCCCUGUUGACACUCUCCUUCACCUCACUGUCAUGGAAAGAUACUAGUAACUGUCAUCGCACAGCUUCCAUGGUCUGUUGGACACUUCUACGGCAGGUUGCAGACUCCAAUCUUCUUCCAGAGGCGGUCACAUGGUUUUAUGCCAGUGUUUUUAGGGGCCUUCAAGUUCAUGGUCAGCAUGAUGUCUGUAACACAACCCUCACUCAGCUGGCUAUGCUAAUUUAUGAAAACCUGCGGCCUCGCUACAUGGACCUACGAACCAUGAUGACCCAAAUCCCAAACAUCAAUGUGGAAGCUCUGGACCAAUUUGAUCAUAGACUCAUAGAACCUGGUAGCCAGAAGGUUGGAGAGAAGAAGAGGAAAGAACAGUUUAAGAAGCUCAUAGCCGGAACUGUUGGGAAAGCUUUGUGCCAGCAGUUCAGGAAGGAAGUUCACAUCCGGAAUCUUCCAUCACUCUUCAAAAAGCCAAAGCCAGACAAGGACAUACUAAGCACUGAGCCAAUAGGCCUGGAAGCCCUCUUCUCUCCAGAGAAUAAUGAUCUGUAGCAACACACAGUGUUACUAAUGGACUUCAUGAAACUAAUGUGUACAAUCCAGGGUUUCCCUUCAGCAUCCUCCAUGUGGGGCAGUGUGGCACUAACCAACAUACGUCAACACUCCUGUUCACUAGGCUCUUUUUUUUAUCCUCACUGUGCUGCAGCACCUCUCACUAUUCUCAGUCUCUUCUGUGUCAGGAUCAUUCUCCAUUUUGUGAUUCACUGUUUUUUUUUUUCUCCAGAGCCCAGGUUUGGGAUCACAUUAAGCUUAGAAAUUUAAUGAUAUCAAACCAGCAAAUCCAGUAGCCUCUCAGGAAGGAGUGCGUGUCUGCGUGUGCAUUGUGUGGCUUCUGGAGAGGCGGAAACCUUUUGUAGUCCAAAUAAAACAAAACCUCAGAGGUUAGUGUUGGCAGGUAAGUUGUGUGGACAUGCUGCUGUAGAGGCUAUAAAGUCCCUGGUCAAUAAGAAUGGAAGAAGUAGGACAAAUCCUUUUCUGUGGACUAUAAUUUCUUCUGACUGGACUAAUUUGAAUGUUAUUUCUGAAGAAUAUGCUAAUGGUACCUCAGGUGCGAUGCUUUCUAUGAUGGGGUAAAGCUACUAAAGAAAAGGAAGCUGCUGGAUUAUUUUCAGAUAUGGUUAUUGUAGAGCUAAAAAUUAGCAAAGCCUUUUUGCUUUGUGAAGAUUAUGUAGUUUGAAGAAGCAGUGUUGGUUUAGAUUUGGUGUUUUUGAUUUAGCAAGGUCAUAUCAGCAAAACAUGGCCCAAGUACUGUUCUGUAAUGCUUACUUACUGAAACGCACAUAUCAUACUACAGAUAAUACAGCCACAAUUUGUGCCAAAACAUGGUAGACUUGAGCAAAGCAAAACCUAAUGGCACAUAACUUUACUAAAGAUUAUUUAAGGUUGGACUGAAAUAUGUGUAGCUUUAUCCAAGUCUUUGUUGUUUUUCUAGUUGGUCACAUUUGUAUGUGUUUGUACUGGUAUUGUCAGCCAUGGAAAAAUAAGAACCAGCACUACAUUCCAUCAUGUUGGAAGUCAUUUUAAAAUCUUUGUUUUUAAAUUAUGUCCUGUGUAGUUUCAGACCAAAAUAAAUGGGAUUGAGUCCUUUUUAAAUGCACAUGCCUGUGUUUAAGAUGCUGGUUGGCUAAAGACAAAUUCACAUGUUACACGAAGCUUGUUUUUUUUUUUUUUAUGAAAAUCUUUUGAUUGUUCACAUGUGGCCAUUUUAAGAAAAUACUUGUUCAACACUAAAAUGUUCUUUUAAAUAAAAAUUCACUUUAUCUAAAAAGAAUUUUGUAAAAUAAUUUACUUACUGUUUUCAUGCUUAAAUACAAAAUAUUUUGAUAAAUGAUAAACAGGGGUGCAUGUAAAUUUCAUUCAAAACUCACUAAAAGGUAAAGCAAAUGCAGAAAUGUAAAUUAAAUCGGACCAAAAAGUCUUUAUUUUUAAAGUGUAAGAAUGUUAUGCAAUUAAUUUUAUUCCUUUAACUUGACAUUAACAAACAUUACCGGUACAUGCUUAGUUGUAAAACCUUAUUUGCAUGCUCAGUAUGUCAUCCGCACCGCUGGGGGCGGUAACGCGCCAACUCUGGUCUGACACCUGCCGUAAACACGUACGCUGUGAGGAGGCGCAGUGAAGAAGAGCGAUGUUUAUCCAUGGCAGGUGCUGUCUGGUGUCCUAUGUCGUGUAUUAUUCUAUAUAUUGGAAUAAAGUAAAAUUUAAAAA
Betta splendens (Siamese fighting fish) is the source of this 5500-nucleotide messenger RNA. Its product is annotated as exportin-5. Gene Ontology annotation, cellular component: RNA nuclear export complex; cytoplasm; nucleus. NCBI's taxonomy places the organism in Eukaryota, Metazoa, Chordata, Actinopteri, Anabantiformes, Osphronemidae. The record is from RefSeq and is a predicted model, not a curated record. Gene Ontology annotation, biological process: RNA export from nucleus; protein export from nucleus. The transcript is spliced from 33 exons. Gene Ontology annotation, molecular function: small GTPase binding; nuclear export signal receptor activity; RNA binding. The coding region runs from base 128 to 3787 and encodes 1219 amino acids.